Laetiporus sulphureus 93-53 is the source of this 708-nucleotide messenger RNA. RefSeq lists its product as uncharacterized. The coding region runs from base 94 to 561 and encodes 155 amino acids. Lineage: Eukaryota; Fungi; Basidiomycota; Agaricomycetes; Polyporales; Laetiporaceae. The transcript has 2 exons. The record is from RefSeq and is a predicted model, not a curated record.
GAUUCAGGUACGGUCGGAUCCUAUAUAUAUAUAUAUUGACCUAACGAGGUCGCUUACCUUUUCUCAGGGGUCGCGGCGGAGGUAUUGGAUUUCAUGGCGGAGGAGGAUUUGGUGACCAUGGCCCUCCCAAUGGGUUUGGUGGUCCGCCGGGUGGACAGAAUGGUCCCGGUGGGUAUGGAGGACCUGGGGGAGGACCAGGCGGUUAUGGAGGGCCUCCCGGAGGAGGACACGGAGGAGGGCCUGGUGGGUAUGGGCCCCCGGGCGGCGGCUAUGCGGGAGGUGGGUUUCGUGGUGACUUCAAGCGUAAAGACCUUGGAGGAUACGACGAUCGUGAAACGAAACGGCCGCGAUAUUAGGAGGUUCCUUGCGUUCAUCUGGAGUAGGGGAUGUCGCAGUUAUGGGGAAAUAAUCUUGCAGGUGCUCACUGUGGGCAUGCAGGUGACGCCUGUCUUCUUUCUCUCUUUGUCUUCGAUGUCUUUGGUGCCUGGCGCCUGUUUGCGUAAGUAUCGUCGAUCUGUAUCACGCACGCAGAGCUCUCGUGUUCUAUCUGGUCGUUCGUAAUCGCAUUGGUACCGGUGGGCCAGAUAGGUGCAAGCGCUGCGUUGGCGCUGAUGAGAAGGACACUGCCGGAUUAUAACAAGCCCAUCAAGAGCUCGGCGCAAAUCUAGGCGGCCGAUGUUCUGGCUGCCGGACUCGAUCAAACAGACG